Messenger RNA from Physella acuta, 729 nucleotides. Its product is annotated as MAM and LDL-receptor class A domain-containing protein 1-like. Gene Ontology annotation, cellular component: membrane. The record is from RefSeq and is a predicted model, not a curated record. Lineage: Eukaryota; Metazoa; Mollusca; Gastropoda; Physidae.
ACUCGCAUACAUAUGUGUAAUAUUUAAUUCUGCUGCAUUCUUUUUGGAACAACAAGGAUUUACAAAUAGAUGUAAACUAUGUUGUUUUAUUUUUUACUACUACUUACAGCUGAUGGGAAGGAGAUACCAAGAACAGGAUGUAAUUUCGAAAAUGGUUUUUGCAACUGGACGAGUAAAGAUAAUUUCUGGAAGUUGGCGAAAGAUUCUUUGACUCCAGGUUUCAUCAGCAACAAAAACACUUAUGUUGAGGCAAAGUCGUCAACAGAUGGCGCUGUUUUAAUUUCACCUUUUGUUGACCUACAUGAAGACACAUCGAAAGACAAUUGUUUGAAGUUUUCAUACGCUUGGGGAUAUUUACCUACUGAUAACCUCGGUUCUUCGCUUAAAGUAUUAUUGAAAACCUCAUCGUCAGACGAAGGGCAUGAAAUUUUCAGAACUAGCAAAUUUCAAACUUACCAGUGGCAGCAAGUUGCUAUCAUCCUGCCUAAUACAAAAUCUAAAUAUCAAAUAUAUUUUAUUGCAACUUCAAACAAUGAAAAAGGCUCCAUAAAACUUGAUGACAUAGAAAUCUACCAAUGUGCCGAAGGGGAAAAAGCUUCAUCAAAUAAAGACAAACUGUCUUGUGAUUUUCAAACUGGAUUUUGUUCGUGGUACAACGACAUUAACAAUGACGGAUGGUGGCAGAUUAAUGACAUGGCAGACUUUCCAAAUAAUUUUAGGGAAGUUUAA